UUCUGGUCGUACCUUGCAAUUUCUCAUGACAAAGUCAAACCGUCGUGAUCAAAAUCACAACAACGCUCGAAAAACCUGGACGAAAAGCCGGAUAGUUGUUGAUCUGUUAUUUCGGUCGAAAGUGGUGAAAGACCGUAAAGUUUUGAGUACAUUUAACUGGCUGCUGUGUAUGAUGGAGGAUAAAGACGACUCUUCUACACCUAAUCUGACUUUAUCUGAAAAGGAUUCUGCGAUGGGGGAUGCACCACAGAAAAAGUCUCGCAUAGACCUGCAGUCCUUGCCUACUCGUCAGUACCUGGAUCAAACGGUUGUGCCAAUAUUAAUUCAAGGUUUAACUACUCUCUCUAAAGAAAGACCUUCUGAUCCUAUAAGCUUUCUUGCAUCCUACUUAAUGAAAAAUAAGGCACAGUUUGAAACUGCUGUGUCAUCAGCUUCAGGUACACCUACACAACCUUCAACAUCAGCUACGUGAUCUAUUUGGUGCUUUCCUACUAUUGUACUAUAUAAUUGGCUGUGUAUCAGUAACAGUAAUGUUGUUAAGUGUAAGGGGACAACAAAACUGACAUUCAAUGUAAUUCUCCUUUGUCAUCCAGACUAUAACCAUUCAUGAAAUGUUUUGUUGUGCACCACCUACUAUUCUAAGAUGCACAGAAAGUGUGAUAAAUAUUUCUUACCAGCUAUCAAGUUUAGCUCACCCAGAAUGUAUUUUGUGGUUAAAUUGCAAGCUAUUUUAGAUGAAAUGACAUAGGUGUAAUUUAGAUGAAAUGACAUGGGUGUAUUCAUUUCAAGUUAUGUUAAACUGUAAUUUGAACCAAUCACACUAUGAAGUCCAGCAUAGAUACCAAUUUUCCUACUUAUUAAAUAAAGCCCUGAGUUUUUCAAUUAUG
Frankliniella occidentalis (western flower thrips) is the source of this 887-nucleotide messenger RNA. RefSeq names its product dosage compensation protein dpy-30. Lineage: Eukaryota; Metazoa; Arthropoda; Insecta; Thysanoptera; Thripidae. Gene Ontology annotation, cellular component: Set1C/COMPASS complex. The record is from RefSeq and is a predicted model, not a curated record. The coding region runs from base 26 to 472 and encodes 148 amino acids. The transcript has 4 exons.